Molecule: messenger RNA, 1434 nt
Organism: Plasmodium gallinaceum
Lineage: Eukaryota; Apicomplexa; Aconoidasida; Haemosporida; Plasmodiidae
Gene: MAS1
Product: mitochondrial-processing peptidase subunit beta, putative
Exons: 1
Coding region: 1-1434 (477 amino acids)
Biological process (GO): proteolysis
Cellular component (GO): mitochondrion
Molecular function (GO): metal ion binding; metalloendopeptidase activity
Source: RefSeq, a predicted model, not a curated record
AUGUUUAAGAAAAAGGUUCAAAACAUUUUAUCUGUGAUAAAUAAAAAGAAUAUUUUUUCACGAAAUUAUAAUAGUUACAAUUUAGCACAGGAAAUCAUUAACCAACCAAUAACAAGAAUAAGUGAAUUAUCAAAUAAAUUAAAAAUAGCAACAGUUAAAAAUAAUUGUGAAAUACCAACUAUUGGAAUAUGGAUAAGUAGUGGUAGUAAAUAUGAAAAUAAAUUUAAUAAUGGAGUAGCUCAUUUUUUAGAACAUAUGAUAUUUAAAGGAACAAAAAAAAGGAAUAGAAUUCAAUUAGAAAAAGAGAUUGAAAAUAUGGGUGCUCAUCUGAAUGCAUAUACAGCAAGAGAACAAACAGGUUAUUAUUGUAAAUGUUUUAAAGAAGAUGUAAAAUGGUGUAUAGAAUUAUUAAGUGAUAUUUUAACUAAUAGUGUAUUUGAUGAGAAUUUAAUUGAAAUGGAAAAACAUGUAAUACUAAGAGAGAUGGAAGAAGUAGAAAAAUCAAAAGAUGAAGUAAUUUUUGAUAAAUUACAUAUGACUGCAUUUCGAGAUCAUCCAUUAGGAUAUACCAUAUUAGGACCUGUAGAAAAUAUAAAAAAUAUGAAAAGACAAGAUAUAAUAAAAUAUAUUCAAAAAAAUUAUACUUCAGAUAGAAUGGUUUUAUGUGCAGUUGGUGAUGUAGAUCAUGAAGAAAUUGUUAAGUUAGCUGAAAAAAAUUUUAGUCAUUUAAAACCUCAACCAAAAAGUAUUUUAAAAAGUUUAGAUGAAAAACCCUUUUUUUGUGGUUCUGAAAUAAUAGUAAGAGAUGAUGAUUCAGGACCAAAUGCUCAUGUAGCUGUUGCAUUUGAAGGGGUCGAAUGGAAAUCACCUGAUUCUAUAACAUUUAUGUUAAUGCAAUGUAUAAUUGGUAGUUAUAAAAAAAAUGAAGAAGGAGUUUUACCCGGAAAAUUAUCAGCUAAUAGAACUGUUAAUAAUAUAUGUAAUAAAAUGACUGUAGGAUGUGCUGAUUAUUUUACAUCUUUUAAUACAUGUUAUAAUAAUACUGGAUUAUUUGGUUUUUAUGUUCAAUGCGAUGAAAUAGCUGUUGAACAUGCACUUGGUGAACUUAUGUUUGGAAUAACAUCAUUAAGUUAUAGUAUAACUGAUGAAGAAGUUGAACUAGCCAAAAUUCAAUUAAAAACACAACUUAUUAGCAUGUUCGAAUCUAGUUCCACUUUAGCUGAAGAAGUUUCUAGGCAAAUUUUAGUUUAUGGACGUAAAAUAACAUUAGCUGAAUUUAUUUUAAGAUUAAAUGAAAUUGAUACAGAAGAAGUUAAAAGAGUAGCAUGGAAAUAUUUACAUGAUAGAGAUAUAGCAGUUGCUGCUAUUGGGGCCUUACAUGGUAUGCCACAAUACACAGAUUUGAGACAAAAAACUUACUGGUUGAGAUAUUAA